Messenger RNA from Prorocentrum cordatum, 5332 nucleotides. NCBI's taxonomy places the organism in Eukaryota, Dinophyceae, Prorocentrales, Prorocentraceae. The record is from the annotation of a GenBank genome assembly.
AUGGAGGAGAUCGAGAGACGCUUCCAGGCGCUCGAGGGAGCGUUGCAGGCUGCAGAACAACGGGUGCAGGCUGCAGAGGAGCGCGCCCUGGCGGCGGAGUCAGCAGCAGCGAGCGCAGGCGCCGCCGUGAACAGGCCCGUGGCAGCGGCGAGGGCCGCGCCUCAGGACCUGGUGGACACUCGGCUUCUGGCGAAGCCGAAGGCGUUCGGAGGCAGCGAAGACGAGUGGCCAGGGUGGAGCUUCAAGAUGCUCGCGUACCUCGGGGCCCUCGACGAGCAGAUGGCCAACGAGCUGACAGCAGCCAUGACGUUCCCGCUGGAGGAAGUGAGGAACGCGAGACUCCUGGAGGAGGGAGCGAGUCAGCGCAGUCGCCAGCUGUACUUCAUCCUCGUCCUGCUGCUGGAAGGAGCCGCACUGCAGCUCAUCAAGCCAGUCGGCGUCGGAGAAGGUUAUCGGGCGUGGAGGACGUUGCAAGACAUGUACGAGCCCGACAGACCAGGUCGCCAUGCAGGACUGCUGCAAGAGCUGAUCGCGUUCCAGUUCCCAGAGGACAACAUCGUGGGGAUGCUGGCGGACUUCGACUUCAAAGUCACGAAGUACGAGAGCCAGAGCCACGAGAGGAUUGGGGACAGGAUCAAGAUGGCGAUACUCCAGCGGGGGAUUCAGGACGAGGCUCUUCGAGCGCAUCUGGUCCACAAUGCGUCGAGGCUAGUCACGUGGGAGCUCAUGCGCAACGAAGUGCACAUGGUGAUCUCGACGAGGAGCGCCAUCUCAGCAGUGCCGCCACCAGUUCCGAUGGACACGAGCGCGGUGGAGAAGGCGAGGCGCGAGGCAGCGUGGAAGGGCAAAGGAAAGAAGGGCAAGGAAGGCAAGGGCAGGAAGGGCAAGGGCAGCGACACCUCCACGGACCAGAAGAGCCAGGCGGCCAAAGACAGGGCCGAGAAACGAUGCUUCCACUGCCACAAGACAGGUCACGUCAAGAGCGAUUGCAGGAAGUUCCUCGCAGAGCAGAAGAAGAAGAAGGGCACCAACGCCGUCGAGCAGGAGUCGAAGCCGACGGGAGCUCCACCAGCGGCGAGCGCCGCGGGGAGCGCGGCGCCAGUGAUGGCGAUCGCGACCGAAAGCAGCCCGAUCGAGCGACUGAGCCCGCCAGAGGCGUCAAGCGAGCACGCGCAGCCGAGGCAGCCAUUCUUGGUCGGGACCAGCCCGAUCGAGCAGCUGAAUCAGCCAGGGGCAGCAAACGAGCACGAGACGUUCGAGAGCAAGGAGAUCGUCGGUAUCAAUGAGCACUGGGUCAUGGUGGACUCGGGUGCUGCACGCUCGGUGUGUCCGCCGAGUCACGGGGCCCACGAGACGCUCAGAGACCUGAGCGAGCGCAUCAGGCUGGUCGGAGCGAGCGGCGACGACAUCCCGUGCCACGGCGAGCGCUCCGUCACGUACACGAAGGGCGGGCACAAGAUCGGGGUGGAUUACAAGGUCGCCGACGUCAAGAGGCCAGUGCUGGGCGUGUCGCAGGCGGUCGACAAGGGUACGUCGUGGGUAUUCACGCCGAGCGGGAGCUACAUGAUCCCGAAGCCGAUCGAGUUCUCGGACCCAGACGCCGUGCCGCUGGUCAGACGCAACGACCUGUUCUACCUCAAGAUGGACAGGUACGGUGAAGGCGUCAAGAACUCGCUCGUCAUGCCGGUGCGGGGCGAGGAGCCAGGAGGCGAGCCUGGCGGCGCAUCAGCUGCGUCCAGGGCAGCGGCGAGGGCCGCGCUCCAGGGCGGCAGCGGCGGAGGGGCUGCCGCGACUCGCGCUCAGGCCGAGGCGAGCGAGCCAGCAGCGCAGGCAGAGCUCGAGGAGUCCGUGCCAGUCCGAGUCAAGAAGGAUCCAGUGAAGCCAAGCUUGGCCGAGCAGAGGACGCACGAGCUGGUGCGCAUCCCUGCGAGGUCCUGGUGCUGGGUGUGCGUCAGAUCCAAGUUCACGGACGACCCACACUACAAGGCUGGGCACGAGCGCACAGGCGACGAGGUCCAGAUCGACUACUACUUCCUGGGCCAGCUGAGCAUCCUCAACAUGGUGCACAUGAACUCCCAGGCUAUUCAUGGCAUCAUGGGGCCGAAGGGUACCGACGCCUACAUGAUCAAGACAGCGGUCGCCACCAUCGAGAACUGGGGGCUGGAUCGCAUCGUGCUGAAGCACGACCAGGAGGCGUCGAUCACGGCCCUGGCGAGGGAGAUCAAGGCUCAGAGGAAGGCGCCCACGAUGAUCGAGUCGGCUCAGCGGGCUAACCAUCAGGGAGUUGGUGGAGUGGAGCGCGCCAACGAGGAGCUCGGCAAGCAGAUCAGGGCGCUGCUGUUCUCGGUGGGCGACAACUACAAGCGGGAGCUCCCAGCCGAGCAUGGGCUUCUACCUUGGCUCAUUCGGCACGCUGGCUGGCAGCUCAACCGCUUCACGAUGCACGGCAACGGCAAGACGACCUACGAGGUGCUCAAGGGGAGGCCGUAUCGGGGCGAGCUCGUCAACUUCGCGGAGUGCGUUUGGGCGAGGGACCCCACGCCGACCUCCAAGCUGCAGCCUCGGUGGCACGCGGCGGUGUGGCUGGGCAAGACAGAGGUCUCGGACGAGCACCUGGUGGCGGGUCCGACGCGCACGACAAGGGUACGCACGGUAAGACGGCGGCCGGAGGGUGAGCGGUUCGUGCUGGAGGAGCUGGACAAGUUCGCUGGGGUGCCGUGGGACAUGCACCGAUCUCCACAGAUCGGCAUUGUGCCGACGGGAGCGCCCCAGGUGGAGCCGAACCAGCAGCGGCUGCUGCCGCCACCUCCGCCACCGUCAGUGGUCUUGCCAGCCGCGGGCCCGGAGGCGCUGGUGCCACCAGCGAUGGUCGGGCCGGCGCCGCCCACGGGGCCAGGAGGCGCAGGGCUGAGGUCGACGUACAUCACGAGAGCGCUGAUUGACAAGUACGGCUGGACCCCCAUGUGCCCGAGGUGCGUCACAGGCAUGGGAUCGCACAGCGAGGAGUGCCGGAAGAGGAUCGAGAACGAGCUGCGCAAGGAGGAAAUGGCCAGGGCAGCGGCGGAGGCCGCGCCCUCGUCGGCAGCGGCAGGGGCUGCGCCGACGCCGGCGGCGGCUGGAGCCGCGCCGGGGCCAGCGGCUGGAGCUGGAGACGGCAGGCCAGGAUCGUCCGGGGAUGCCAGCAUGGCACCUCGCGAUGACCAGGGCGAGGCUUCGGCGAAGAGGCCGCGCCAGACAGGGGCGAUCACAGUCGGGUCGCUCGCGGUCGGGGCCUUCGUGGAGAUCAAUCCCUGCACGUACGAGGGCCUAGACCAGCAGUCUCACGAGGAGCUCGAGACAGUCACGGAGAUCGAGAGCUGCGAGCCGCUGGAGAUCGGGAUGUUCGAGGUCGGCUCCGUCGAGCCGUCGGCGAUCACGGUCCUGCCAGACGCGGAGAAGCACGUGUACGACGCGAGGAGCGGGAAGGAGCUCCCCAGGGACCUGGUCAGGCGCGGACGCGAGGCCGAGAUCGAGGAGAUGCGGCGACACGGCGUCUUCGAGGAGAUCCGCGUGGCCGAGAGUCGAGGCAAGGUGGUGCGUUUCAAGUGGGUCGAGGACCUGCGCACCAAGGCCAUGUACGGCACGCGCAAGGCGGCCCAGGCCUGGCAGGAGUACGUGGCCGGGGUGUUCAAGAAGAACAACUGGACGCGCAUCGCGGUGGCGGCGGGCGUGUACCACGAGCCUCUCUUGGACAUGACCUCGGCGAUCCACGGUGACGACAUCUUGACCGAGGGCGAGGAGGAGUCCCUGGAUGUCCUGGACCAGCAGCUGAUGGCGAGCAUGGACGUCAAGUGCAUCGGUCGUGUCGGGCCGGAUGGCGUCCGCGAGCUCCCGUACCUCAAGCGCAAGAUCAGGUGGACAGGCAAGGGAUUCGUCUGGAUCGGCGACACGAAGCACGUGACGAGAUGCGUGGAGCUGCUGGGCCUUACGGAGUGCAAGCCAGCGGACACGCCUGGGAGCAAGGCCACGGGCAAGAGCGUCCGGGAGGCGCUGGACCCGCUUCCACACGACGAGGCGAGGCUCUACCAGCAGGUCGCGGGGCUCGUCAACUACGUGGCGGUAGACAGGCCAGACAUCCAGUUCGCGGUGAAGGUGAUCCUCACGGACAUGGGGAAGCCCACAGUCAUCAGCAUGCUUAGGCUGAGGCGGUGUGUGCGGUAUCUCCACGGUCGGCGCGAGCUCGGGUGGUUCUACGAGAAGCAGGAGAUGCCGAAGGAGGUUCUCUACGAGACGGACUCGGACUGGGCAGAGGAUGAGAUCACGAGGAAAUCGACCAGCUCCGUGUAUGGCUUCUUCGGCAGCCACCUCCUGGAGACCCAGGUGGCAUCGCAGCCCGUCGUCGCGCUCAGCAGCGGAGAGGCCGAGUUUUACGCCAUCGGCCGAGGCGCGGCGAGUGCGAUCAUGAUGCGGCAGUUCUAUCAGCAGUGUGGCAUCAAGGUCGCGUCGAAGGUUCACAGCGACUCGAAUGCAGGCAGGGCGAUCGCGACACGGAUUGGCAGUGGCAAGGUACGGCAUCUACAGAUACGGGACCUGUGGGUGCAGGAACGAGUCAGGCUCGGCGAGUUGCAGCUCGGGCGAGUCGACACGGAGAGCAACAGGAGCGACUUGGGGACCAAGCAUCUGGACGGCAAGCGGGUGCUCAAGUUGCUGGAGAUGUCCAACCUGCGGCUUCUGACCAAGGGGCUCGCCGCAGGUGUGGGCGUCACUUUCGCGGAGGCGGCCGAGCAUGGAGACAAGCAGUGCUCUGCAGCCGCCGACGACGAGGUCGAGUCGAACAUCGGCUCGAUCGUUCUCGCCGUGAUCAUGUUCAUCAUCGUGCUGGUGCUCAUGGUCAAGGGCGCAGUUGUGUGCACGAGAGGGGCGGUGCAGCUCUUCUCAUCGAGGGCGGCGAGUGCUGCCCCACCAGCGGGAGCGGCGAGGGCUGCCCCGCGGGCCGACGGCACGGCGAGGCCCGAGGCGGCGCCGAAGGACGCGCCUGAAGGGCAUGUCGUUUCUCGGGCAGCGGCGAUAGCUGCGCCUGAGCAGGUCGCCGAAGGGCGAGACCUCGGUGCGGAGUACCUCGGGAAGAUGCUGGCUGAGGCCACCGUGGCAGAGCUCAAGGAGGAGCUCAGGUGGCGGAAGCUGCCAGUGAGCGGCUUGAAGGCGGACCUCAUUGUCCGUCUGACGAGGGACGGCGGCCAGCACAUGGCCAGCAGUGAGGGGCUAGCUGCAGCGGCAUGGGCCGCGCGGCUGGUCCCAGGCAGGGUGCCCAUCCGAGCGUUCCGCUCGGACACUAGCCUAGGCGCGCACCUAG